AUGUCGUUUUUGCUGAACGACCAACCACAAGAGAUGUUUUUAUGGACCGCAUUCAUAGAGCUUGUGCAGCCAUUCCUAGAGCUACCCUGCUUAGAACUGUGGAUAGUUUUCAAAACAGAUUGCAGUUAUGCCUCGAAACCAACGGAGGUAAUUUGGAACAAUUACUCCGUGGAACGUAUCGCGAACAUUCCCAUACAGCAUAGAAUUUGCAGCAAUAUUGCUGCAAAAUCUUUGCAAUGUAGCAGCAGUGUUGCUGCAAUAAGCAACAAGACAUUCGACGCAAUCAUUAUAGAACAAUUAUGGUACCAAUGUUAUUACGCCCUUGUAAAGUACUACAACUUCCCUGUGCUGAUUGGAUUUUUGAGCGUAGGCAACUUGCCCUACGUAAUGGAUUCCAUAGGAAAUCCAGACGAUCCUAACUUUAAUCCAGACAUGACGUAUCCAUUCACGAAUAGAAUGACAAUCAAUGAGCGGAUAAUGAAUAUCCUUUAUACAACAUAUACAAGAUUAUAUUAUCGAUACUGGCAUCUACCAAAUGCUCAACGCAUGGCUAACAAACGGACUCCUGGUACAUCUGUUUACGACAUCGAUAAAAAUUUCAGUCUAGUGAUUCUGGGCAACAAUCACGUGUUUGGUUAUCCAAAGCCGCUACUGCCACAUGUGAUCGAAGUUCACAGUUUGCAUAUUUUGGAAAACCCUGGUUCCUUGCCUAAAGAUAUUCACGAAUUUCUGGACAAUGCUCAAGAUGGUGCCAUUUAUUUCUCUCUGGGCUCAAAUCUGCAAACUGACCAACUACCUGCUGGACCUUUGACAGCAUUGUGCAACGCCCUAGGCUCGCUUAAGCAAAGAGUUCUAUGGAAACAUAAUAGUAACAUGGCUAUUCAUGCGACCAACAUUAAAUUUGUAAAGUGGGUGCCACAACAAGCAGUACUAGCACAUCCCAAGGUGAUAGCGUACAUGAUGCAGGGCGGAUUGCAGUCGUUGCAAGAGGCGGUGCACUAUGCCGUACCUGUAGUCGCAAUUCCUUUUUUUGGAGAUCAGUAUUUCAAUGCACGUAAAAUCCUAGACGCCAGUAUCGGACUGACACUGGACAUCGACACCAUAACCGAAAACUCCAUCGUACAAACGCUCACGGAAAUCGUCAAAAAUAAAACGUAAGU
Trachymyrmex cornetzi is the source of this 1160-nucleotide messenger RNA. RefSeq names its product 2-hydroxyacylsphingosine 1-beta-galactosyltransferase. Bases 1 to 1158 code for a protein of 385 amino acids. Gene Ontology annotation, molecular function: UDP-glycosyltransferase activity. The record is from RefSeq and is a predicted model, not a curated record. The transcript has 6 exons. Lineage: Eukaryota; Metazoa; Arthropoda; Insecta; Hymenoptera; Formicidae.